Molecule: messenger RNA, 1734 nt
Organism: Diaporthe batatas
Lineage: Eukaryota; Fungi; Ascomycota; Sordariomycetes; Diaporthales; Diaporthaceae
Exons: 1
Coding region: 1-1734 (577 amino acids)
Molecular function (GO): catalytic activity
Source: RefSeq, a predicted model, not a curated record
AUGGCAUCUGAGACAAUCCCUGACGUCUACGGACCAGGCACCUUCACAGACAAGUCGUUUACACCCGUUCCCCAAGACACAGAACGCAUCUUCCGCCUCCUCGCCAGCCAAACUCCCGGCUUCACACAGGAUGAGGCCAUCCUCUCAAAAGUUCAGUUCACCGGCGAGGAGUACCCCGUCAUCCCCGGCCCAAUAAAAGCCACGUCUGUCGCCGCGGCACUGCACGGGAUGACGGGCGUCUUGGCCGACGAGAUCCUCGCCCUGAGGGGAGUCAGGAACGAUGAGCGCCGCAUCAUCGUCAACACGACGCACACCGCCCUCUGGUUCGGCUGCAUCGCCACCGCCUACCUGGACGGCGUCGACGUGCUGACACUGGCCAUGACCGGCGAGUCCAAGAAGGUCGUCCCGGACUGGGAGAGGGGCUGGACCGACACACCACUCAAGUACCGCUGCACAGGCCUGUACCCAACAAGCAACCCAGAAGUAUGGUACUCGCUCCACGGCAGCCUGAACGCCGAGCCGGUCCUGCGUUCCAUCGGCAUUGACCCGGCGGCACCCAUCAAGACAAAUGAGGACGCGGCCCGCCUCAUCGCCGAGCACACCUCCAAGCUGAGCCCGGAGAAGCUCGAGAUGAACAACCUGCUCAACGGCUUCUGCGGGAGCGUCUGCUUCACCCCCAAGCAGUGGCGCGAGUCCGAGAUGGGCCGCUCGCUGGCGUCCCACCCGCUCGUCAACGUCAAGGCGCAGGACCAUGCCGUUCCUACACCCCCCGUGGCCUUCCCGCCGCUCAACCCAACCGACAGGCGGCCCCUCGCAGGCGUGAAGGUUCUCGAGAUGACCCGCGUCAUUGCCGGCCCCAAGAUCGGCACCAUCCUGGCGGCCUAUGGCGCAGAUGUCAUCCGCGUCAACCCACCACACCUGCCUGACGUCUCCCUCCUGCAGCUCACCCUCAACGCGGGCAAGCGCACCAUCGCCAUCGACCUGCGCAAGGAGGAAGACGCCGCGCUGCUCAAGUCGCUUGUCGGGGAGUGCGACGUCUUCAUCCAGGGCUAUCGGCUCAACAAGAUGCCCAAGUACGGGUUGGGCCUGAACGACCUCCUCAAGGUCGCCGGCGCCCGUGGCAAGGGCAUUGUCUACCUCAGCGAGAACUGCUAUGGCCCCAACGGGUACUACGCCGAGCGGCCCGGCUGGCAGCAGAUCGCCGACGCCGCGGCGGGGUCGGCGUAUGUCACGGGCAAGAGCCUGAAGCUGGCCGACAACGAGGCUGUGCUCCCCAGCCUGCCCAUCUCGGACAUGUCGACCGGUGUGCUGGGUGCCGUGGCUGCGAUGCUGGGCCUGAAGAGGAGGGCCAUCGAGGGUGGCAGCUACUACGCCCACGCCAGUCUGACGGCCGUCAACGCGUACGCGCUGACCGAGGAGGUCGGCCUCUACCCGGAGAGCACCGUCGCGGAGUGCAAGGAGCGGUUCUCGUGGGGCGAGAUGAGGGGCCAGCACCACGUGCUCGACCUGCUCGUGACCGUGUGGAAGGGGUGGAAGCAGGUGCUUGGCGACUACCUGCAGCCCGAGAACGGCUGGUUCCAGCAUUUUGAGAACAGCGCAUUCGACGGGCGGAGGCUGAGCGUGCUGAAGCCUGUUGUCAAGCUCGAGGGUGACGAGGGCACGACACCGAGUUGGAGCUCUGGCAGCACGCCGUAUGCCUACCUGAAGGCGGCGGAGGUGAAGUUCCACUCAUGA